AGUUACUGGACUAUUCCCGUUAAUGGAGAGAGCAAAAUCCAAGGUAGAUAUAGGCCAUUUCCAUUAAAAAAUAGUAUACGUUGUUUUCCCUGGAGUCCUCCAUCUGCUUGCUGGUGAUGGGGAGGCGGGUAUUGGAGUUCCGAGCAAUGGACGACGACGCUUGGUACAGCGUGAAGGUUGAGUUGAAAGGAGAGACUCUGUCGAUCGAGUUCCAUGGCGUUCAGGAAACCGUCAUGUUCGCGGCUUCCAAUUUUGAGUCGGAGAACGCCGUCGAACGCAUCGUCAGAAGGUUUAGGGUUGUUUCUCCGCAGCUUCAGGUUCGCGAGUGUCCUAGAAUCGAAAAAGGUUCCAUUGUUUGCGCUGCUUGCCACACCUUCGGCGGGGACGACACGCGCUACUAUGAUGCCGUUGUCGAAGCAGUGGACCGAGGAGACCAUUCAUUUGUGAAAGGAGAAUGUUUAUGCACCUUUGUGCUAUCAUGGCUUCUUGGUCCCAAAUUAGGACUUUUAACCAAUGCGAGUAUUGCAAGCAUAUGUACAGUAAAUGAUGAUGGCCAGGUUGAUCCAAUAAUAGCUUCCUUCUCAAAUUUGGCCAAAAGAAAAGUUUCAAAUUCCUCUGGCAAGAACACCACCGUUUCUGCCAAUGAAGGAGGAUGGAAUCAGUUGUUUAUUGAUGAUAAGAGGAAACCUUCAUUCCAGGACAUUCAGAAUCAAUGGGAGUCAAUUUAUGGUAAUGGUGAAAAUUCAGAUGUAGAAACCUUGAGCGACCUUAAUUGUUAUCAAGAUCAAGAUCUAGGUGGUGAUUCUGGUGAACCAUCAAACUGCUUUUUCAUAGUAAUUGGGAAUAUGGAGAGAAGCUUAUCACCAGCAUCAAUACGGGAGUUCAUAAACAGACAUGCUUGUGUAUCACCAGAAGUGUAUGUUUUACCAAGUCCCAUGCCAACACACUUUACAAGAGCUGUUCUUUUAUUGGAUACAAAGAAGAAGCACGACAUGGUGUGCCAAUUUCUCGACAGUCCUGAUCAUUUUGUAGUGUCCAUGAGUGGAAGGCCAUGGGUUUCAAUUGAAUGUGACACAAAGCUUGGAAUAAAUUGCAACUCAUUUGGGAGCCUAGCCUGCAAUCAGGAAAAUAGGGAUGAUAGUUAUUUGGAUGGUGAAGUAGCGAUGGUAGUUCAUUCCGGUUCUGAAGCGUACAAACGUGCCAAGCGAUUGAAGGAUUUGUUUAUGGACUUCUCUAACCAUGAACAACUGCUCUUGAAGAGAUUGAUAGAGGAAGAGGCAAGGGUCUUGUAGUUGUGUGACCCGCCUUUCCGUUUCUUCCUCUCUAUGUAUAUUGGGAAUGUUGGUUGCUUUGUUACCAUUUGUGCAUAUGU
Cuscuta europaea is the source of this 1372-nucleotide messenger RNA. Lineage: Eukaryota; Viridiplantae; Streptophyta; Magnoliopsida; Solanales; Convolvulaceae. The record is from the annotation of a GenBank genome assembly.